UCCGCCAUUCGUUGACCGGAGUCGAGCCACGCUGGUACCACGCUUUUGGGCCGCCUCUUCCAGUGUUUUUGACUGCUGCUCACGGCAUUCGCGACGACGACGAACGGUUAUAGGUGAACCCCGCCACCUCGGAACCGUUUCCGUGCCACUUUCACAAACCAGACGGCGGCAGUAUCUGGGCUGGGCUGGGCUGGUGGUCUCCGGGGGCCCAUUCCGUCCGACACACAGCUGAUCAGCGGUGAUCAACCGGCCAACCGUUUCGAUAGUCGACUCGUAGUGCUCGUGUGUGUUCAACGCGUUCAGUUCAUUCAACAAUCAAAUCUGAAUCCUCUUUUCGGCAGCCAACAUGAAGCAUUUGGGCGUACUCGGAACGAUCGUCAGUCUGGCGCUGCUGGCGCACGGGUCGAAAGCAGCUGCCCCAAGUUGUCCGGAACCGCUCGGGGAGCAGGCCUACCUUCAUCCGGAUCACUGUGACCAGUUUUUCCUCUGCACCAAUGGCACGCUUACGCUUGAAACGUGCGAGAAUGGGUUGCUGUUCGAUGGUAAGGGUGCCGUCCACAACCAUUGCAACUACAACUGGGCAGUCGACUGCGGUAGCCGCAAGUUCGCCAGUGACCAGACACCGCUGUCCACACCUGGCUGCGAGUACCUCUUCGGUAUCUAUCCCGACUCGAGCGAAUGCUCCACCAGCUACCACAAGUGUGCUUUCGGCGAAGUGCACCAGGAGGUGUGCGAGCCAGGCCUAGUGUACGACCAUCGCAUCCACGGAUGCAACUGGCCCGACCUGCUGCUUGAAGUAUGCAAUCCGGAGGCAGUGGUGGGCUUCACGUGCCCGCAAUCCGCACAACCUGGAACAGCUGCCGCUCGCUUCUGGCCGUUCCCGCGAUACCCGGUACCGAACGAUUGCCACCGGUUGAUUACAUGCGUUGACGGACACCCGCGCUUGAUAACCUGUGGCGAAGGGAAGGUGUUGGACGAGAAAUCAAUGACCUGUGAAAAUCCGGAAGACGUACCGUAUGCCUGCCGCCACUAACGAAACAAUGUUCCUUGCACUUUACAAAUCAGCAUGUUAACCCUGCAAUGAUACUCUUUGUCCUUUACCUACUUUUACCUACCUGUACCUAUUUGUUGGUCGACAAAUUUCAAUCUACUUACUGAUUUCAAUUUUCAGUGGCAUCAUCACGCCAGUGCGAUGUACUUUUGUUCCAAAAUGUUACGUACAAACUAAGUUGUUUAAUCUAAAUUUAUUUUCAUCGUAACAUUUCGUAUUUGUUUCUCUACUUUCGCUUUGGAAUUUCUAACUAAAUACAUGGUCGUACAUAAUUCAUUUGCAUCCUUAUCUUUCACCUUCUAUUAUGUUGCUAUUUGCGCCUUGAGUUUUGUAUAACUCUACAUUAAACACAUGGUUAAAUCCCGUGACAGUGACAUUUGAAUAAUAAUACGUUUUGAUCGAUAUAAAAAAUACGAAAAAAUAAAAUACAAACUCUUAUUAUACGAACCGCGAAUUGCCUCGAACAUAGUGACAUAAAGUAAAAUAAUGCAGAGCAAAAGCUUCCGUCCGUGUAACGCAUU
Molecule: messenger RNA, 1572 nt
Organism: Anopheles bellator
Lineage: Eukaryota; Metazoa; Arthropoda; Insecta; Diptera; Culicidae
Product: protein obstructor-E
Exons: 2
Coding region: 347-1033 (228 amino acids)
Cellular component (GO): extracellular region
Molecular function (GO): chitin binding
Source: RefSeq, a predicted model, not a curated record